ACCAAUCAAAAGAACGAAGUGAUGAAUCAUAAAGAAGUUAUGACUCCAAAUGUGAAAGAAAAUUUAAAACCACAAAAAAAGAAAAGGAGAACCGAAAAAAAACAAAAGAUGGAGAAAUCCAAUCCUAAAAAACUUGAAGAAGCAUCAAGAAAACUUAAGAAGAAGAAGAAUAUCUCGUUAGAAAAAUCCAAUAUGGUGAAAGAGAGAAGCCAAAACAAGAAUGAAGAUAAAGAUUCAAGAAAGAAGAAGACAACGAUAAACUAA
This is a messenger RNA of Acaulospora morrowiae, 264 nucleotides long. The record is from the annotation of a GenBank genome assembly. Lineage: Eukaryota; Fungi; Glomeromycota; Glomeromycetes; Diversisporales; Acaulosporaceae.